Messenger RNA from Chrysochloris asiatica (Cape golden mole), 1284 nucleotides. It is a transcript of the gene MANSC1, whose product is annotated as MANSC domain containing 1. Bases 1 to 1284 code for a protein of 427 amino acids. The transcript has 3 exons. NCBI's taxonomy places the organism in Eukaryota, Metazoa, Chordata, Mammalia, Afrosoricida, Chrysochloridae. The record is from RefSeq and is a predicted model, not a curated record.
AUGUUUCCCAAGGAAGAACAAAGCUUGACUUUUCUAACUGUUUAUUUCCUAACACUAGGGCUGUCUGCCUGUCAGAACUGCCCCACUAAAAGUCUAGAUGAUGUUGUCAUUGACAUUCAAUCAUCUCUUUCUAGGGGAAUCAGAAGCAAUGAGCCCAUAUAUACCUUCACUCAAGAAGACUGUGUUAAUUCUUGCUGCUCAACAAAAAACAUAGCAGGGGACAAAGCAUGUAACUUGGUGAUCUUCGACACUCGAAAAAUAAGUAGACAACCCAACUGUUACCUGUUUUUCUGUCCCAGUGAGGAUGCCUGCCCAUUAAAACCAGCCAAAGGACUUAUGAGUUACAGGGUAAUUAGAGAUUUCCCUUCUUUGACCAGAAUUGACUUGCCGAGUCAAGAGCUAGCCCAAGAAGAUUCUCUCUUACAUGUCCAGUCUCCACAAGAAGCCUCUCCCACACCCGCUCAUCUGACAAGUCAUUCAAAGCCCAGUAAUGCCUUAUUGAAAGAUACGCUUUCUCAGGAGUCUGAGUCCUCAGAUCACUUGGAGAAACUAUUUAAGAGUAAGCAAACGCGUACACAGUUUCCUGUUUAUAAAGAAAAAGGCCAACCUCAGAGUUCACAGUUUUCCCCCAAACAAAAAAUAGCUCAUCUGCUCCUUGAAAAUACGACUCCAUUCCCAACAACAGUGACUGCUGUUCCUCCCAACACCACCUUCAUUUCUCCAAAGCCUGCAGUUCUCCAAGCCACCAUCUCUUCCCUGAUACCUGCUGUGGCCCCCACAUCUCCGCCUCUCACAACCAUGACUUCUCAGCCGCCCACAGCCCUCUUCUCUACAAUUUUCACACACUCUGCAGUUACACCCAUGAAUACAACAGUUGUGACUACAACAGCAGUUCCGACUACCUCCUUUCAGGCACCUAAAGACUUCAAAAUCACAUCAGGAAAGAUGCCUUCUGCAGUAAUCUCCAACUUAACUUUGAAUACAGGGGAUGCACACAAUGUUGCUACACGUCCUUUGUCAAAUGUGAAUUCCUCUGCUGCAAAUAAAGUGGCCACUCUGGAAACCGGGAAGGUGAGCCCAGGCAGUUCCUCACAGCGCAAUGUUCUAAAAAGUCAGCCUGGUCUUCCCUUUGAAAAGUGGCUCCUCAUUGGGACCCUGCUUUUUGGUGUCCUGUUCCUGGUCAUAGGCCUUGCCCUCUUGGGUAGGAUGCUCUCAGAAUCCCUCCGCAGGAAACGUUACUCGCGACUAGAUUAUUUGAUCAAUGGGAUCUACGUUGACAUCUAA